This is a messenger RNA of Prorocentrum cordatum, 1303 nucleotides long. The record is from the annotation of a GenBank genome assembly. NCBI's taxonomy places the organism in Eukaryota, Dinophyceae, Prorocentrales, Prorocentraceae.
CCCCAUCCGGGCUCUGCCUGGCCGUCCCCCUCAGCAGCCUGCCGCCUUGUGCACGCGCUCGGUGCCGAGCCCCGGUGCACGCCGGCACGAGAUGUGCCGGGAGGGCGCAGCGUGGCCUGCGGGUGCGGCCCGCGGCACGAGGUCGCCCGCGCCCACCGGCGGCGCCGCCGAGCCCGGGGCCGCGGGCGGGCCAGACGCCCUGGCCUUCAUAGACGCCCUGGCCUCGGGCGCAGGCACGGGCGCGAGCGGCGCGGGCGUGCUGGGCUCGGAGGCCAGCCCGGAGCCAGGCGGGGCGGGCGCUGCGGCCCUGGAGCGGAGGUACGAGGAGCUGGGCGUCAUCUGGUGGUGGCAGCUUCGGUACCGUCUUCCUGUGCAGGGAUCGCGGCACCAACGAGCGCGUGGCGCUCAAGCGGAUCAGGCCCGACGGGGCUCAGAGCGACGGCGUGCCGGCGUUCGUGCUCCGGGAGGUCUCGCUGCUGCGGGGCCUGGUCCACCCCAACAUCGUGCAGCUCAAGGACUUCCAGGUCACGCAGGUCGGUGAGUACGAGCUGGUCUUCGAGUACGUCCGUGACGACCUCCACGGAGUCCUGCGGGGCCACCAGCUGGCGGGCACCAAGCUGCCCAUGGCGAGCGUCCUCCAGCAUUUUUCUGACCUGCUCAGUGGGAUCCAUGCUUGCCACGUGCGCCUCGUCAUUCACCGCGAUCUCAAGCCGCAGAACCUCCUCAUCCACCCCGUGGACGGCCUCAAGAUCUGCGAUUUUGGCUCCGCGCGCACCUUGUCGUUCCCCAUCCAGAAGUACACCCAAGAAGUCAUCACCCUGUGGUACCGUGGUCCAGAGCUGCUGCUGGGACAUCCCCUAUACGGCCCUGAGGUGGACCUUUGGUCUGCCGGGUGCAUCCUCGCUGAGAUGGCCACCAGCCAGCCGACGUUCCCGGGAGACUCCGACAUAGGCACAUUUUUCAGGAUCAUGCAGCUGCUGGGCUCCCCCACGGAAGAGACAUGGCCAGGCUUCGAGCAGUGCCUCGCGCACUGGAGCCCCCAUUUCCCGAAGUGGCAGCCCACCAACCUCGAACCGAUCUACGAGAAGCGCCCAGAGCUCGGCGAGUCCGGGAUGGACCUGAUCCGGGCGCUGCUGCCGUGAACCCCGCCCGCCGCCCCACGGCCCGCCGGGCCAGGGCCCACGCCUGCCUAGCCGGGGGCCCGCCCCCCCGCGCCGCGUGCGGCAGCCGUGCGCCGAGCCGGGCCGCACCGAAGUGAGAGCCGGGGCUCGUCGGGCCGAAGGGAGGUCUGCAUGCACGCAAU